AUGGCGGCACUCUCGGCCCCAAGGACAAUGCUGGCUCCCCACCAGCUCGACUCGGCGGCAACAGCAGCAACAACAACAGAAGAAGGUGGUGAAUCCGGAAGCGAAUCUGCUCUUGAACCCGUCACUCCUGUCAGCGGUCGUCAUUCACAAGAUUUCACCCUCCAAGGCCAGGAUCUACAAGAUCUUAAAAGUCUACAGUCUUACCAAGACACUUCAGUCACAUCCUCAGGCGUUCAGCCUAUUGCAAUCCCCGGUGCCAACGCGGGCAACAAUAACAAAGGUGCCUACCUCUCGCAGUCUGCAAGUCGACCACCUACCACCUACGAGCCAACUACCCCGAGGGCGACAGAACCAGAGCCUGGCAGCUCUCUUACCCGCCAAUCGACUCGUGGAUCUAUCUCAACCGCGAGCUUCAAGCGCACCAUGUCCAACUUCUUCCGUCGAUCAAAUUCACAAGCAAAGAACGACUAUACUCCCGCGGAACCGGCAACACCGACAGUCGUGUCUGCGCCCACAGAGCCCCAGACUAAUGGUCAACCGCGGGCUGCGGCUCGCCGCCGUUUCUCUAUGAACCGCUCAUCUGCUACUACUCGCUCCAACUCUCCCCCUUCACCCAGCGACAACGGCAUCGAAAUGAAGAUACCACACCGCGAACGCGAAUCCGACAAGGCCCUCCCUAGCCAAGGCGACUUUAAGAAGAACCGUGCUUCCACUGGAUUUACCUUCCGCAAUCGAGCUAUUAAUUUUGCUGGUGCGAAUCAGAACAGUCGAGGAAAUGCGAACAAGCGCCCUGAAUACAACCGCCGAGCUAGCAGCUAUGACGGCAGCCGCCCCAACACCCCUCUUCCACCACCCGCAGAAGGUGAUGAGACUAUGUAUCCGCCUGAGCGAAGUGUUUGGCCUCUUCCCCCAGAGUCCGGAACUGGUGCCAAGGCCCGCCGCAUGAGUUUGAGUCUUCCUGAUGAUUUUGCUGUGGAUGUGGCUGAGCUACAAAGCGAGUUUGAAUAUCAACGCAAGUUUUUGGGCCGGCAUGGCAAGCAUCUCGGCAAGGGAGCUGCGUCAAAGGUGACCCUCAUGAUGCGCAAAGGAUGUCCAGAGGAGCUCUAUGCUGUGAAGGAGUUCCGUGGAAAAUCGCAUCGUGAGAGCCAGCAAGACUAUGAAAACAAGAUCAAGUCAGAGUUCAGCAUUGCAAAGAGUCUGCACCACCCAAAUAUUGUCGAAACCUUUCGCCUUUGUACUGAUCAUGGGCGAUGGAACCACGUUAUGGAAUACUGUUCCGAAGGUGAUCUCUUCAGCCUGGUGCAAAAGGGCCACCUCAAGGGCGAUGAACGUAAGAAGGACCGCAUGUGUUUGUUCAAGCAAUUGAUACAAGGCGUGCAUUACCUUCAUGUCAACGGCAUUGCCCACCGCGAUAUUAAGCUUGAGAACCUUCUCAUUACCAAAGACAGCAAGCUCAAAAUCACUGAUUUUGGCGUGUCAGAUGUGUUCUGCGGUAUUCACCCCGGCGUCCGGGAAGCUGGUGGACAAUGCGGUCGUAAUAUGGGUGGCGAGAUCCGACUGUGCUCACCUGGUAUCUGUGGAAGUGAACCCUAUAUCGCCCCCGAAGUCCUCGCCAAGAAGGAAUCAUAUGACCCCCGGGCCCUCGACGUUUGGAGUUCCGCGAUCGUCAUGAUUUAUCUGACAUUUGGCGGUGCUAUAUGGUCUCGUGCUGAGCCUGGCGAGCUUCAUUACGACAAGCUCGUCGCAGGUUGGAAUAAAUGGUAUUCAAAGCACCCGGAAAGCGACGCUUCUAUCAGCGAUAGUGAUUACCCCAAAUGUUACGCCCUCGACGUUGGCAUGAGCCCGCCCGCCUUGCGUCGCCUUGUACUGCAGAUGCUAAAUCCCGAGCCCACCAAACGUAUCGGCAUCGACGAGGUUAUCAACAAUCGUUGGUUGAAGAAUGUUGAAUGCUGCCAGGUCGAAUCAUACGACGACCCGGCUUUACUCAUCGACGCCACCAAGAAGGACAACUCGGCAAAUGGCAACAAAAAGAUCUUCUGUCAUAAUCACUUGCCCCCGAAGGGCAUUGGCUCUCACUCUCUUGGCAAGAUGCCGGGUCAGGCGGGAUACUAG
This is a messenger RNA of Fusarium coffeatum, 2112 nucleotides long. RefSeq lists its product as uncharacterized. NCBI's taxonomy places the organism in Eukaryota, Fungi, Ascomycota, Sordariomycetes, Hypocreales, Nectriaceae. The coding region runs from base 1 to 2112 and encodes 703 amino acids. The record is from RefSeq and is a predicted model, not a curated record. The transcript has 2 exons. Gene Ontology annotation, molecular function: ATP binding; protein serine/threonine kinase activity. Gene Ontology annotation, biological process: intracellular signal transduction; protein phosphorylation; intracellular monoatomic cation homeostasis.